UGUAAAUACUGACAGAAAUAAAAAGGCACCUUCAAAAAGAUGAGACUUGUGGUGGCAGGAGCAGAGAAGACUUGAUGAACGAGACCUGCUUUUACAUCUCUCUAUCUGACAGCUGAAGAAACAGCAGUCUGAACCAGUCCAGAACAUAAGUAUGAAGUUUAGCACAGCUUUCAGUGUUGUUGGAGUUAUAUUUCUCAGCAUAGCAGGUUCUCUCUGCCAGUUAGAUGUGUGUGGUCGAGCCCCUCUCAAUGUCAGGAUUGUUGGAGGGAAUAAUGCGACGGCAGGAGAAUGGCCGUGGCAAGUCAGGAUUCGUGUCCAUAAAUAUUUGUGUGGCGGGACUCUGAUCAAUAAAGACUGGGUUUUAUCUGCAGCUCACUGCUUCGAGGAGUCUAGUAAUGUCAGUGAUCCUGUGAUGUACUUUGGGCGUCUGAAACAAUCCGGCUCAAACCCUCAUGAGAUAAUCAGAACAGCGAGUCGAUUCAUCACCCAUCCUAACUAUGACAGUUCUACUUUCAACAACGACAUAGCACUGAUCCAGCUCUCCUCUUCUGUGAAUUUCUCUGAUUACAUUAAGCCGGUCUGUCUGGCAGCAGCUGGUAGUGUAUUUUCUGCAGGUACAGAGAGCUGGGUCACUGGAUGGGGCAGGCUACAAUACAAUGAUACCAAGGUUACUGAUACACUGCAGGAGGUGAUGAUACCCAUUGUGAACAACAGUGACUGUGAUAAAGCUUAUAGAGGGCGCAUCACAGGCAAUAUGAUUUGUGCUGGAUUGUUAAAUCAGGGAGGAAAAGGAUCAUGUAAGGGAGACUCUGGAGGUCCAAUGGUCAGUAAGAAAGACUCCCUGUGGAUUCAGUCCGGCAUUGUGAGUUUUGGAAAGAGCAAUGGAUGUGCUCAACCCGAAUAUCCCGGUGUGUACACCAGAGUCUCUCAGUACCAGGACUGGAUCGAGACUUACAUAAGUAGCAACCCACCUGGAUUUGUUGAAUUCAAAUCUGAUGUACAGCAGUCACCUCCAACUACAACUACAACUCUAACAUCCAACUCCAACUUCAGAAGUGUGCCCAACCUCCUCUUAUCUUCCCUUUCUCUCAUGUUCUCCAUCAAUCCUUUCACCUUCUCCCUCUUUCUCUCUUCCUAAAGAUUGUUUGAACAGAAAUUCUCUGGGUUUCUUUGAUGAAGUGGACAGUUGUGCUGUACAUGUCAUUUAUAUGGUCAUUUAUUCUUUAUCUUUUUAAAAAUGUGUGAUUCAUGAAAAGCUCUCUUAUUGACAUUAUAAGAGCAUACACUAAUGAAGUUCCUGCUUCUGCACUCUGAGAUUCAGCAUGUUUUCAUAAAUAGUAGAGAUGAUC
Messenger RNA from Megalobrama amblycephala (Wuchang bream), 1349 nucleotides. Its product is annotated as tryptase-like. The coding region runs from base 152 to 1138 and encodes 328 amino acids. The transcript has 6 exons. Gene Ontology annotation, biological process: proteolysis. Gene Ontology annotation, molecular function: serine-type endopeptidase activity. The record is from RefSeq and is a predicted model, not a curated record. Lineage: Eukaryota; Metazoa; Chordata; Actinopteri; Cypriniformes; Xenocyprididae.